This is a messenger RNA of Xyrauchen texanus (razorback sucker), 549 nucleotides long. RefSeq names its product teratocarcinoma-derived growth factor-like. The transcript has 6 exons. NCBI's taxonomy places the organism in Eukaryota, Metazoa, Chordata, Actinopteri, Cypriniformes, Catostomidae. The coding region runs from base 1 to 549 and encodes 182 amino acids. The record is from RefSeq and is a predicted model, not a curated record.
AUGACUAAUUCACUGGUCAGGUUCUUGCUUUCUGCGGCGCUUGUGUGUCGCGCGGUUGCUUCUGAUUCAGGCUGUGAGGGGUCAGAUUGUGGUAAAGUUGGAGUGCCUGGAAAACCGAACAAAAACUCCGAGUUCUUGAAGAAGUUGAAGGAAUUGAACACGGAAUCGGCGCAUCGACACCGCAACGCAGAGGCCGUGUUACCUUUCAUCGGACUAACUGGAGUUGCCAAACAAAGCCGCACCUGCUGUAGGUAUGGAGGAACGUGCAUUUUAGGAAGUUUUUGUGCCUGUCCGAAACAUUUCACUGGUCGGAGUUGUGAAUAUGACGAACGCCUCCGGGAUUGCAGUGUCAUUCCACACGGAGAGUGGGUUCAGAAAGGUUGCUCAUAUUGCCGAUGUGGUUAUGGACUUCUGCAUUGCUUCCCGCAUGUUUUCAGCAACAACUGUGACGACUCUGAGGAAGUUCGAUGGUAUCGUUCAAACGCCUUCAGAAAGUGCCCGUCUUCAUAUGUCAUGUUUGUUGCCUUGAUUUUAAACGUCCUACUGUAA